AUGGCGAUAUACCCCGGGCUCGAGUACAAGGCUGGCUCGUGUCUCCGGAAUUUCUACAUCUUCCGGGUUGGCCGAAAAAUCGCAGACUCCCACUCAGUCCCUAUCAUCCCGAGUUACUUGUACAGCAUUAAUCACGAGAAAAAUGCCUCAGAAGUCCAGACCGCCAAGCCAGUGCUCACGGCGUCUACCUCGGGCCGCUUUCAGAACAUCUUCUCUUAUUAUGACAACACCACCAUGGUCACUGGGAAUAGCACCGGAGAGCUACAGCGGGGGCCACCGCCUGCGGCCAGCACCCAGCACACGGUGACGAACACAUCCGCCGCGCCUUCUGACUGUCCCAGCGAAAACAAAGACCUCCUGAAUGAAAACGUUCAAGUUGGCCUGCUGUUUGCCUCUAAAGCCACCAUCCAGCUCCUCACCAACCCCUUCAUAGGACUGUUGACCAACAGCUGUGUUCACACGCACAAAGAGGAGCGGAUGGGCAUGCUGGCCAGCGUGUACACGGAUGACGAAGAGAGAGGCAACGCCAUGGGCAUCGCCCUGGGAGGCCUGGCCAUGGGGGUCCUAGUGGGCCCCCCCUUCGGGAGCGUGCUCUACGAGUUUGUGGGGAAGACGGCUCCGUUCCUGGUGCUGGCCGCCUUGGUGCUCUUGGAUGGAGCUAUUCAGCUUUUUGUGCUCCAGCCGUCCCGGGUGCAGCCAGAGAGCCAGAAGGGGACGCCGCUGACCACCCUGCUGAAGGACCCCUACAUCCUCAUUGCCGCAGGGUCCAUCUGCUUUGCAAACAUGGGGAUUGCCAUGCUGGAGCCAGCCCUGCCCAUCUGGAUGAUGGAGACCAUGUGUUCCCGCAAGUGGCAGCUGGGCAUUGCUUUCUUGCCGGCUAGUAUCUCUUAUCUCCUUGGAACCAAUAUUUUUGGGAUGCUCGCACACAAAAUGGGGAGGUGGCUUUGUGCUCUUCUGGGAAUGAUAAUUGUUGGAAUCAGCAUUUUAUGUAUUCCUUUCGCAAAAAACAUUUAUGGACUCAUAGCUCCUAACUUUGGAGUUGGUUUUGCAAUUGGAAUGGUGGACUCCUCAAUGAUGCCCAUCAUGGGCUACCUGGUAGACCUGCGGCACGUGUCUGUCUACGGGAGCGUGUAUGCCAUUGCGGACGUGGCCUUCUGUAUGGGAUAUGCUAUAGGUCCUUCGGCUGGUGGGGCUAUCGCAAAGGCGAUCGGAUUUCCGUGGCUCAUGACGAUUAUUGGAAUAAUUGAUAUUCUUUUUGCUCCUCUCUGCUUUUUCCUUCGAAGUCCACCUGCCAAGGAAGAAAAAAUGGCUAUUCUCAUGGAUCACAACUGCCCCAUUAAGACAAAGAUGUACACCCAGAAUAACAUCCAGUCGUAUCCGAUAGGUGAGGAUGAAGAAUCUGAAAGUGACUGA
Molecule: messenger RNA, 1413 nt
Organism: Puma concolor (puma)
Lineage: Eukaryota; Metazoa; Chordata; Mammalia; Carnivora; Felidae
Source: RefSeq, a predicted model, not a curated record